Molecule: messenger RNA, 1977 nt
Organism: Mesoplodon densirostris (Blainville's beaked whale)
Lineage: Eukaryota; Metazoa; Chordata; Mammalia; Artiodactyla; Ziphiidae
Gene: GMEB1
Product: glucocorticoid modulatory element binding protein 1
Exons: 11
Coding region: 193-1914 (573 amino acids)
Biological process (GO): positive regulation of transcription by RNA polymerase II
Cellular component (GO): nucleus
Molecular function (GO): DNA-binding transcription activator activity, RNA polymerase II-specific; RNA polymerase II cis-regulatory region sequence-specific DNA binding
Source: RefSeq, a predicted model, not a curated record
CGCCCGCCCGACGGAGACGCAACUGAUUUCAAGCUACCAACUUGAUGUCACUAAACUUGGAGUUGGGAAGAGAUGUGCACAGUUGGUUCUCAGGAGCUGGUAGAGCUGGCUCCAGCACACCACGGGGUGAAUCACACAUACUAAGAAAACCUACAAUAACAACAGCUCCAGCUAUCUGACUUCAUGUGAAAGAUGGCUAAUGCAGAAGUGAGUGUCCCAGUGGGGGAUGUGGUUGUGGUACCCACUGAAGGAAAUGAAGGGGAGAACGCUGAAGAUACCAAAACCCAAGUGAUCUUGCAGUUACAGCCUGUGCAACAAGGUUUGUUGAUCGAUGGACACUUUUACAACAGGAUUUAUGAAGCCGGAUCCGAGAACAACACGGCAGUUGUGGCAGUAGAAACUCACACGAUCCACAAAAUUGAAGAAGGGAUUGAUGCAAGCACUAUAGAAGCAAAUGAGGAUAUGGAAAUUGCUUACCCCAUAACUUGUGGGGAGAGCAAAGCCAUUCUCCUUUGGAAGAAGUUUGUAUGCCCAGGAAUAAAUGUAAAGUGUGUCAAGUUUAAUGAUCAGUUGAUCAGCCCCAAGCAUUUUGUUCAUCUGGCUGGCAAGUCCACCCUGAAGGACUGGAAGAGAGCUAUUCGUCUGGGUGGAAUCAUGCUCAGGAAAAUGAUGGACUCCGGACAGAUUGAUUUUUACCAACAUGACAAGGUUUGCUCCAAUACCUGCAGAAGCACCAAAUUUGAUCUUCUGAUCAGCAGUGCAAGAGCUCCAGUGCCAGGACAGCAGACAAAUGUGGUGCAGACACCCACUUCGGCUGAUGGUAGCAUCACACAGAUUGCCAUCUCAGAAGAGAGCAUGGAAGAGGCAGGGCUGGAAUGGAACUCGGCUCUCACUGCUGCUGUCACCAUGGCCACAGAGGAGGGCGUGAAGAAAGACUCAGAGGAAAUUUCAGAGGACACUUUGAUGUUCUGGAAAGGAAUAGCUGAUGUAGGACUGAUGGAAGAGGUUGUCUGCAAUAUACAGAAGGAAAUAGAGGAGCUACUCAGGGGAGUUCAGCAGCGGCUUAUCCAGGCUCCCUUCCAGGUCACAGAUGCUGCUGUUCUCAACAAUGUAGCACAUACAUUUGGCCUAAUGGACACAGUCAAGAAGGUUUUGGACAACAGAAGGAACCAAAUAGAGCAGGGAGAAGAGCAGUUUCUCUAUACUCUGACAGACUUGGAACGCCAGUUGGAAGAGCAGAAGAAGCAAGCUCAGGAUCACAGGCUGAAAUCCCAGACGGUUCAAAAUGUGGUAUUGAUGCCUGUGAGCACUCCUAAGCCUCCCAAAAGGCCCCGGCUCCAGCGGCCAGCCUCUACCACCGUCCUGAGCCCUUCUCCUCCUGUCCAGCAGCCUCAGUUCACAGUCAUCUCACCCAUCACCAUCACCCCCGUGGGUCAGUCAUUUUCCAUGGGCAAUAUUCCAGUGGCCACCCUCAGCCAGGGCUCCAGUCCUGUGACUGUCCACACACUGCCUUCUGGCCCUCAGCUUUUCCGUUAUGCCACAGUGGUCUCAUCUGCCAAGAGCAGCUCACCAGACACAGUGACCAUCCACCCUUCAUCUAGCCUGGCGCUGCUAAGCUCCACCGCCAUGCAGGAUGGGAGUACCCUGGGCAACAUGACCACCAUGGUGAGCCCUGUGGAGUUGGUGGCCAUGGAGUCUGGCCUGACCUCAGCCAUCCAGGCUGUUGAAAGCACCUCAGAGGAUGGGCAGACCAUCAUUGAGAUUGACCCAGCCCCAGACCCAGAGGCUGAGGAUACUGAGGGCAAAGCAGUCAUUUUGGAGACAGAACUGAGGACUGAGGAGAAAGUCAUGGCUGAGAUGGAAGAACACCAGCAUCAAGUCCACAAUGUGGAGAUUGUGGUCUUAGAGGAUUAACUGGGGGUCUUGGGGCCAGGAGAUAUGUUUUGGUUUGGAAUUUUAAUUAUUUGUUUAUUUUUA